UAUCUGUGCAUGUUUCUAUGUAAGGUUACUAGUUUUCCCUCCUCAAACGAAAUAAAUUGUUUCGUAGACUGUGACUCAAAUUUUUAUACGACUCCUUGGGACCUUCUCUAUAAAUUCUUUCUUUGCCCUUCAAUUUCUGAUCACCUACAACUUUACAUCAAAAUCUUCAAUAUUUCUUCAAUUUUCCAAUUUACAACUUAAACCCUUCUAAGUCUUACAUUCUUUAUUUCUUCUAAUAGGUAGCUAUCAAUUGCACACCUACUUGUACUUGGCCACCAAAAUAAAUAGCAAUGGCUCCAUCAGCAAUUUCACAAACUCCUGCGAAGGAUGUUCAACAAUCCGAUGAACUCCUAGCUGCCGCUGUCAGCAAAAAGAUUGCAACCACUGAAUUUGGCACUCUUCCUCACCUCGAUGCAUCUCUGCUCAAAAUCACCAAAUCUACGACGCCGAUGAAGGUUCCUGCGGCAGGGGAUCCAAUCAUUAAUACCGGUUCUCAAUGUACCGACCAUAUGAUCACAGCCGUUUGGAGUGACAAGACCGGAUGGGGUGCACCAGAACUGAAGCCAUACGGAAAUCUCUCACUUGCUCCUACAGCUUCUGUUUUGCAGUAAGUUGCUUUCUGUUUUCUGGUUGGGUGCUUUGAGUCAUAGCCACCAUUCUUUUUGUUUUGGAGUGAUCUUCAAGUCGGAUCUCCAAAGACCUUUUAAAUCAUAAAACGGACAGGGCCAUCUUGUAUUUUCGGCCGUUUGUGUAUUCAAAAUAUGCUGACCUAUUUUAGUUAUGCAACUGAAUGUUUCGAGGGCAUGAAAAUGUACCGUGGAUUCGAUGGAAAACUCAGAUUGUUCCGUCCGGAUUGCAACUGUCAGCGAAUGCUCACUUCCGCUACACGUAUUUCCUUGCCAGGAUUUGAUCCUAAGGAGUUGGAGAAGCUCAUCGUUAACCUGGUUUCUGUGGAUGGACCAAAAUGGCUCCCAGAACCCGGUACUUUCCUCUACUUGCGACCCACCAUGAUUGGUAGCGCUGGAGCACGUGAGUACGCCCUUUGUAAGAUAUCGGCAUGAGCAUAUCGAGGCAGCCUGUCCGAAUUUGCAAGUAUGGUAUCUACGAGUCCAUUACUAACACCAAAUGCACAGUUGGCGUUGCUGCCCCCAAAGAAUGUACAAUGUUUGUCAUUUCCACCUUCAUGCCUGUUAUGGAUUCACCCCAGGGCAUGAAGCUUCUCGCCAGUCAAGAAGGUGUUCGUGCCUGGCCCGGCGGAUUCGGUUUCGCCAAGGUGGGAGCCAAUUAUGGACCUACAUUGAUGGCAAACUCAGAGGCUCGCGCCCGUGGCUAUGACCAAGUUUUGUGGUUGCUCGACGGAAUGGUUACCGAGGCUGGAGCCAGCAACUUCUUGGUUGUGUGGGAAACUAAGGAGGGUAAGAGGCAGUUGAUUACUGCUCCUUUGAAGGACAAGAUCAUCUUGGACGGUGUUACCAGACGAAGUGUUUUACAGUAAGUACACCUCAUAUUCCAUUACUUUGGCAAUAGUGAUUUUAACCUUGAAACUAUAGACUCGUCCGAGAACGCAUCCCUGAACUCGAAGUUGUCGAGUGCAACUUCACCAUGGACGAGCUUGCCGAGACCGCCAAAGAAGGCCGCAUCAUUGAAGCUUUCGCUUGCGGAACUGCAUACUUCGUCGUCCCCGUCGCACAAAUUAACUACAGAGAAAAGGACAUCAACAUCCCUAUGUCCCAGGGAAACAGUGGAGAGUACGCCGCCAAGAUUAAGCAAUGGUUGGUCGAUAUCAUGUAUGGAAACGUGGAACAUGAAUGGGGUGUUAUCAUUGAUGAAGUUGGCGCAUAAUUCAACUCACCUUUCUUUACAGGAUUGGAUUGGAUUGGAUAAUCUGUACUCUAGUGGGCUGGCUCGGAGGUGCUUGUGUGCCGCACUGUUUUCCGAUAAGCCGGGCCAUUUUCGUUUUGCGUUCGCACACGGGGUGGUUGGGAAAAUAAGUCGUUUUACGGCGCGGUUACUUCUUUGGGUUUGGGGGCAUAGAUAUUUCCUUGCAUAGGUUUUCAUCAGCGUUGGUGGCUUUUCCGAAUUUCAUAGACGGCGACUAGCAUAGCAAUCUAAUGCUUUUAUGAUAAAGAAUA
Sclerotinia trifoliorum is the source of this 2132-nucleotide messenger RNA. NCBI's taxonomy places the organism in Eukaryota, Fungi, Ascomycota, Leotiomycetes, Helotiales, Sclerotiniaceae. The record is from the annotation of a GenBank genome assembly.